Molecule: messenger RNA, 528 nt
Organism: Gigantopelta aegis
Lineage: Eukaryota; Metazoa; Mollusca; Gastropoda; Neomphalida; Peltospiridae
Source: RefSeq, a predicted model, not a curated record
AUGACAUCUGUCCACUCAAGAAUGGGUUGUCCUAAAAGAAUACGAGCUGACAUGGGCACAGAAAACGAUCAUGUAAGAAGCAUACAGAAUUUCCUACGCUAUGACCAUGAGGACGAAUAUGCGAGAAAGUUGUUUAUAUAUGGGUCUAGCAACCACAAUCAACGGAUAGAGGCUUGGUAGUCUUUGCUACGGAGACACCUAGUGCAGUUUUGGAUGAAUGUUUCAAGCUAUGAAGGAAAACGACCCUUUGCUGGUGAUUUCCUGGACAGGAGCUUGAUACAGCUUUGUUUCAUGCAGAUUAUACAGGUUUGCUUUAUGUUAUUUUAUAAAAGUGACUUCGUCUUCCAUGGUAAGCCUACAGUCUGCAAAGACGAAUGCACCCCCAAAGGUCCAUACCCUUGUGACAAAACUGUCUUCGAAAUAUGCAAUAUCCUGAUGCAGGAAAAUCACCGAAGUCCUCCGACAGAUGCCUUAGAAGGUGCCGAAUUGUAUAACUUCCUGCAAGAAAGUAUUUAUCACAGUCUAUGA